AUGCUCAUUAAAGACAUGAACAAUGAUGUUGAAAAUGGAGAUGGCGAUGGGUUGAAUACAGAAGUUCUGAAUGGUAAUGAAGGUGAAUACACACACAUGGAAGAUGAUAGUGAAAAACUGGCUUCUAUAGCUGUUACUUCAUCUAUAAAGAUCUCCGAAGUCAAUCAGGACAGUGUGGAUAAACUCGACCAACUCAAGAUGGCUGCUUCAGACUCCCUGGACACAAGUGGCAUCACCAGCCAACUGUCAACACCUGUUCUCAACCAGGACAUCCUGAGCCAGGAAGGGCUCCUGAGCCCUAUUAUCCUCAACAACCAGAAACUAGCCAAGGAUAGAGAAGAGCUACUGAUGCUUCUCCUGGGUGGCAGUCUAUCAUUUGGUAUCAGAAAUGACCUCCUGGAGGCAGCAGGGAUCAAGGCUGUGGAAGGCCUGAUCUGCAAGGGCUCCCUGGGUGGCCUUUGUGGUCAUGGGAGUCUCUCUGGCAUGAAUAAUGUUCUGAAGAACAUGAAUUCUGGGCAACUCAAUAACUGGCUCAAUGUCACCCAAUUUGAUAUUGUCCGGUUGUCAUGGAAUGUCUUUGCUUCAUCUCGUCUCGAACUUAAACUUCAGACCAAGUUGACUAUCAACUUUUCAGGGAUGCUCUCAUUUCUCAGUGGCUCUACAGUGGAUGUGGACAUUGUGAUCCCCUUGGGUUUGCAACAGAUUGAGACUGGCCAAGUCUCAUUUUCUGUGAAGAGCUGCAAGGCAAUAUUCAGUGGGAUCCAAGUGAAUACAGGCAUGUUCUCCACAAUGAUGGAAUCGAUGAUGAAAUGGUCCUUGAAUAUGUCCUUGAACAACAUAUUGUGCCCAGUGGUCAGAUUCUGGUUCUACAUCAUCAACCAACAGUUGACCAUUCUGAAAAAUAUUGCCUCACUGAAGAUGUUGGGGGACAACAACUUGCCUAGUACCCCACAGCCCAUUUUGUUCCAACGGUCUUAUCACAUGGACUUUAAGAACAAAAACUUCCCAGCCUCUUUCAUCAAUUGGCUGAUUAAAGACAAAAGGAAGGAUAACUGAGGCUCAAGCCCAGGUCUUCUUCAGAAGUCAGAAGCUGGAGGAAGCGUGAAGGAUGCCCUGUUGUGUCCUAGUAGAGUGUGUAACCAAAAGUUUUCUCCUCGCCCACCGGUACCCAGAUAACCAGUCAGAGGCUUUUGCUUCGGUUCCCCCACAGUACCUCAAUGGCUUGGGUAUAAAGUAGGACUCCUUUAUCAUUCUCUGGCUCUCUGACUCUGCCCUGAGGGAAAUGCACUGUGGCAGCCCAGAGACCACACCCUGCACUGAAGAGGCAACCUAAGUCUCUGGAGUCUCCCCACCUGCACAAAGCCGCCAGAGCUUUUCUUUUGAGGAAAGCAGAGUCAUGCUUGGUCAGCAGAUGACAACAUUGGUUUUUCCAAACUUCUCUUGUCAGCGCUCUCUUUGUAAGUGACUGCCGACACCUCGCUGGCCUGAGGGAGACUCCUGAAGCCAGACAACUGGGCGAGGACAGAGAAGGGGCAAGUGGAGUCAGCCUCAAGGUCUCCAAGCCCAGACAUGAAGGCUCAAGUGGAAGUCAAGGCCUGCAGCACAGCCAGCACGCAGGGAUCUUCCAGGAGAGGCUCCUGGGAACCGCUCUACCAUGACAUAUUUUCUUCCUGCAGGUCACACUUGACGAGACUUUGCUCAGGCGCAUCUGUCAUGGUGUCCUGCACAUUUUAAUAAAGUGUCACGCUGUGAACAGAAAGUCAAACAAAGCAAGUCCCCUCCCCGGUGUGCUGCUGCUAAGGAAUAUAGCAGGAAUAGGCUCAAGUGUCUCUCAGUUCAGGAAGAAUAAAGGUCACCCUGGACUUGUG
Molecule: messenger RNA, 1868 nt
Organism: Peromyscus leucopus (white-footed mouse)
Lineage: Eukaryota; Metazoa; Chordata; Mammalia; Rodentia; Cricetidae
Exons: 10
Coding region: 1-1056 (351 amino acids)
Molecular function (GO): lipid binding
Source: RefSeq, a predicted model, not a curated record